ACUUAAUUUGUGUUAAAUUAAUUGGUGGAGAAACCAAGCAGCAAUAUCGGGAUAAGGCAGGGACUUCUCCAUAAAUAUUACCCUCCUUCAAACUCACUCUCCAAUGGUGCUCUCCGAUCCACCUCGUGUUUCUCGUCUCUCCCUCCCAUGGCGAUCGGAGAAACCCUAGCCGCGCUCUCUUCGUCCAAAACCCUAAUCCUCAAACCCUCCCCCUCUCCCACCACCUCCUCCUCUUCGACCCGCUCCCUACGCCACUGGAUCCCCUGCUUUUCUCGCCACCACCCCUCUCUGGCGACCUCCUCCUCCGCCGCCGCCGCCGCCGCCGCUGAGGCUCGGCGGAGCAUGGUGGAGGCGUUCGACCCUACGAUCCCCCUCGCCGAAGCCCUAACUCCGCCGAGCAUGUGGUACAUCGACUCCUCCUUCCUCGCCCUCGAGUUCGAUCGCGUCUUCUUCCGCGGGUGGCGGGCCGUGGGUUACACCGAACAAGUCGCCAAGCCACAUGAUUUCUUUGCUGGAAGAUUGGGAAAUGUAGAGUUUGUCAUCUGUCGGGAUGCUAAUGGAAACCUUCGCGCUUUUCACAAUGUAUGCCGCCACCAUGCGUCCCUCCUUACCUUUGGAAGUGGGCAGAAGUCUUGCUUUGAAUGCCCUUAUCAUGGAUGGACCUACGGCUUGGAUGGAGUACUUCUGAAAGCUACUCGGAUAUCAGGAAUUAAAAACUUCAAUAAAAAUAACUUUGGACUAAAAUCAAUUAACGUGGGUACCUGGGGCCCAUUUGUAUUAGUAAAUUUAGACCAGAAAAUCCUGAAUCAACAAGAUAUCACCGAAGACAUUGUGGGAAAAGAAUGGCUGGGGAGUGCUUCAAACUUGUUGAGUACGAACGGAAUUGAUACUUCGCUUAAGCAUGUUAGCCGACGUGAAUACACCAUUGAAUGUAAUUGGAAGGUUUUUUGUGACAAUUAUUUAGAUGGUGGCUAUCAUGUUCCAUAUGCCCAUAAGGGUCUUGCAUCAGGACUUGAGUUGAACUCCUAUGAAACUCUUAUGUUCGAGAAGGUUAGUGUUCAAAGAUGUGAGAGUGCUUCAGUUGAGCAGGAUAGCUUUGAUAGGCUUGGAUCAAAAGCGAUAUACGCCUUCGUGUAUCCAAACUUUAUGAUUAAUCGGUAUGGUCCAUGGAUGGAUACUAAUCUAGCAAUUCCUCUAGGCCCCACCAAAUGCCAAGUGAUAUUUGAUUACUUUCUCGAUCCAUCUCUGGCUGAUGACAAGGCUUUCAUUGAAAGGAGCUUAGAAGAUAGUGAAAGAGUGCAGAUUGAAGACAUUGCACUGUGCGAAGGAGUUCAGAGGGGAUUGGAAUCACCAGCCUAUGACAGUGGAAGAUAUGCACCCUCUGUUGAAAUGGCCAUGCACCAUUUCCACUCUCUUCUUCAUGCGUCCCUCGUUGAUACAUAAGUCACUAACCCUACAGGGUAAAGAUCUAAGAGAGCAGCAAGUAAUGUUAUUGAUAUGAAUGAAAUUCGACUUCAAGGCCUUGGUAAGUCUAUUUUCUCUGGCUCAUAUCAAAGCCUAAUUGCUUGAUCUGCUAUUGGAAACUGGUUUGCUUUUGCGAUUACGGCGUAUUGGCCCAUGAUGUUAAGUUUCUUUAUAUAAACAUGUUUGUUUUACCGAAAGUGGAGAAGGUCGAGUUGUUUACGGCCGUAAAUUAUGUAAUUGCGUAAAGUAAAAGAACACUAGUGAUUUAUGUGGCUUUUGCCUUGGAUCCUAUGUUAGUAGUAUUGAAGGUCUAGCAGAAAGAUGAUGGUAGGAUCUAAUUGCAAAAAUUGGAUAAAAUGAAAAGAUCAGUGGAGCAAUUAAUUACCUCA
Ananas comosus (pineapple) is the source of this 1853-nucleotide messenger RNA. Its product is annotated as choline monooxygenase, chloroplastic-like. The coding region runs from base 148 to 1443 and encodes 431 amino acids. The transcript has 11 exons. The record is from RefSeq and is a predicted model, not a curated record. Gene Ontology annotation, molecular function: iron ion binding; 2 iron, 2 sulfur cluster binding. NCBI's taxonomy places the organism in Eukaryota, Viridiplantae, Streptophyta, Magnoliopsida, Poales, Bromeliaceae.